Messenger RNA from Suricata suricatta (meerkat), 1300 nucleotides. RefSeq names its product capping actin protein of muscle Z-line subunit beta (gene CAPZB). Gene Ontology annotation, biological process: barbed-end actin filament capping; actin cytoskeleton organization; regulation of lamellipodium assembly. Gene Ontology annotation, cellular component: F-actin capping protein complex; cytoplasm. NCBI's taxonomy places the organism in Eukaryota, Metazoa, Chordata, Mammalia, Carnivora, Herpestidae. The record is from RefSeq and is a predicted model, not a curated record. Bases 13 to 921 code for a protein of 302 amino acids. Gene Ontology annotation, molecular function: actin filament binding. The transcript is spliced from 9 exons.
AAACGCCUGGACAUGAUGCACUCCAGCAGGCGCAGCCUCCCCUUCCCCCUGAACUGUCAGCUUGUGAGGGUUGGAACUGCUGAUUAUGGAGGUGGCUCCGAUCAGAGUGACCAGCAGCUGGACUGUGCCUUGGACUUGAUGAGGCGCCUGCCUCCACAGCAAAUCGAGAAAAACCUCAGCGACCUGAUCGACCUGGUCCCCAGUCUGUGUGAAGAUCUCCUGUCUUCCGUUGACCAGCCCCUGAAAAUCGCCAGAGACAAGGUGGUGGGAAAGGAUUACCUUUUGUGUGACUACAACAGAGACGGGGACUCGUACAGGUCACCAUGGAGUAACAAGUACGACCCUCCUUUGGAAGACGGGGCCAUGCCUUCUGCGCGGCUGAGGAAGCUGGAGGUGGAAGCCAACAACGCCUUCGACCAGUACCGAGACCUGUACUUUGAAGGCGGCGUCUCCUCUGUCUACCUCUGGGAUCUGGAUCACGGCUUUGCUGGAGUGAUCCUCAUAAAGAAGGCUGGAGAUGGAUCAAAGAAGAUCAAGGGCUGCUGGGACUCCAUCCACGUGGUGGAGGUGCAGGAGAAGUCCAGUGGUCGCACCGCCCAUUACAAGCUGACCUCCACGGUGAUGCUGUGGCUGCAGACCAACAAGUCUGGCUCCGGCACCAUGAACCUCGGAGGCAGCCUCACCAGACAGAUGGAGAAAGACGAGACCGUGAGCGACUGCUCCCCACACAUAGCCAAUAUCGGGCGCCUGGUGGAGGACAUGGAAAAUAAAAUCAGAAGUACGCUGAACGAGAUCUACUUUGGGAAAACAAAGGACAUCGUCAAUGGGCUGAGGUCUGUGCAGACUUUCGCAGACAAAUCAAAGCAAGAAGCUCUUAAGAACGACCUGGUGGAGGCCUUGAAGAGAAAGCAGCAGUGUUGAAGCCCUGCUCCACGCUAACUGGACACGCCACGCGCUCGUUAGACCCCUUUCUUAGAAACCUCGUCUUCUGCCCCCCGCCCCCGCCCCCGCCCAGGUCACGGAUCAGCGGCAUCGCCGACCGCGCAGCGCCAUCGCUCCCCAGAAUAAAGCCCAGUAAACUCCCUCCUGUCUCCGAGGCCUACUUCCUGCCACGUUUUGCUAUCAAAACUCUCCAUAUCUCCACAGAGACCGUGCGUUUUUUGUUUGCCCCCCCCCCGACCCCCCGUCUGCCUCCCUCCCAUUUAUAGGCAUAAAAUACAGUCUGUCUGCCUCCCCUUCCCUCCCACCUUUUUGUUACAUUGGUGUAAAAAAUGUAAAACAAAAAAAUUUUAUGAACUAA